GGUCCUCACAGUAGUUUCUGCUAACAAAGCAGGCUCUAAAAUGUCGGGAGAGGUGUAUCUCCUGUGGCUUCUCUCGCUUAUACAAACGCUGUCGGCAUACGGUGCCGAUCUGUCAUCUGAGGCAUGCAGGGAGCUGGGCUUCUCCAGCAACCUGCUGUGCAGCUCCUGUGACCUGCUCGGGGAGUUCAGCCUCACCAAGCUCCAGCCCGAUUGCCGGCAGUGCUGCCAGCAGGAGGCCCAGAUGGAAGCGCGCAAGCUCUAUGCUGGAGCCAUCCUCGAGGUGUGUGGAUGAAAAUUGGGGAGGUUCCCUCAAGUCCAAGCUUUUGUCAGGAGCGAAAAGCCGAAGAUGUUCAAGGGUCUUCAGAUCAAGUACGUGAGAGGCUCAGAUCCUGUACUAAAGCUUUUGGACGAUAACGGGAACAUCGCUGAAGAACUCAGCAUCCUCAAGUGGAACACAGACAGCGUGGAGGAGUUCCUGAGUGAGAAAUUAGACCGGAUAUAGACAACGUGUAUGUUUUUGUUUUUAGUCUUUAGUUGAAGGGUCUGCUCACCCAAAUUACGAUACCUCUGGCGGUGUGUCGCCAUGCAGACACUUUGUGUUUUAUGUGCCUGAGAUUUCUGCGUCCACCUGCAGGUUAAUGGAGUUUUGUUUGUGGCACUCGCAGCACUGAUACAUGACAUUUAAAGAAGUCAACAGCAACUGUGUCCUAGUCUCUGUAGAUUAACACACUGACUACGUUACAUGCACAAAACUUUUCGGAUUUCCACUUAUUCCAAAAAAAACCAAUAUAUUCCUACUAAGCAGUUUACAUGGCUAAUGAAAAUGAAUAUUCUACUAGUAUUCCUGUUAACACGUAGCUGUGCAUACUCCGAUUAACAUGCCCUAACAUGUCAAUUAUCAUGUCAAAAAAUGGAAAAGUGGAACGGCUUUUCACUGAUGGAGGACUUGAUCAACCUGCAUAUCCUGCUUCUCUCAUUCCUUCAACUACGUUCUUUAAGGUUGACAUUGUGAUUUUUGCGUGUAUAUGACAACCUGUUGAUAUCCAUGUCUUUCAGACCGUUUAAAAGUAGGUGCGUUUCUCCGUCUGACCAGCAAGGUGGGCUUUUCUUUUAGGCGUGCAUCUCUACUCCACAGCCUUGCAAACUGUUGGCAAGUUGGUUUGUGUACAGCGUAUUCCUGACAACGCAGAGCUGAGCGUAAACAGGCAAGAGGCCGUGUGACGUUAACUGCGGUAAAAAGCACAAAUAAGACCCAGAUUCUGAACGCACUGUAUACAUGUCCAAAGAUAUCCCACACGUCUUAAUCGGAAAAUGCUAAAUUCAGAAAAUCCAAACAGAAUAUGGUGUUCACAUGACCUGCAUCAAAUUCAAGCCAUAUUCAGAAUAAUAGUGGAAUAUAAGUGUGCAUGUAAAUGUUGUCACUGUCAAAGGUUUGCAUUUGCAACGACUGCAACAAGAGGUAGCUGUAAAUCACAUUUGAGCACCACAAGCAAAAACACCUCUGUUGUAUUUAGGCUGCGACAGAAAUCCAAAGAGACCUCUUGAAGAUCUUUUAAAAACUUGAGCCAAUUAAACAAAAACUAUCUGCACGGCUACGAACCACAGGGGUCUGCUGAGAAAAUGAUUUUUUUAUAAUUUGGAUGGACCGACUCUUUUAGUUCUUUACCAAUUUGUACACAACUUGGCCUUGAUACAUGGUUGUUAAAUCACUAUUUGACUGUUUUUGUAUCUGAAAAAUCAAUUUCCCAGACGGGCAGCACGGCCGAUAUAACGAUGAACAUUACAGAUAAUUGUGGCUCAGAGUGGAUCCAUUAGGUUUGAAAAACAAUAAUGCACAUCAAGAACUGUUUUGUUGUCUACCUGUGGGAGUUUACGUUCCCCCUCUCGUCUGUCGGAUAUUCUUGUAUGAUUAUUAUUUUUUUAUAAUGCUCAACAUUGUGACUGAUGGGGUUUGUAGUAAGAGUGAAUCCUAGUUUCUCUCCAGAUGCGACGUCUUUGCCGGAGCACACGUCAGUGAAGACGUCACAGUAAACCAAUGCUGGGAUGUGACGUCUGAUGUAAAUCUGUGUGUUUCGGUAUCGUCUGCUUUGAGGAGAAACUGGAUUUAUUUUGGAUGAUUGUUUUCGAGCGAGUGAGGUGACAGUUUAAAUAUGCAACAAUAAACAAACUCUGAUGGUUUU
Epinephelus lanceolatus (giant grouper) is the source of this 2180-nucleotide messenger RNA. It is a transcript of the gene selenof, whose product is annotated as selenoprotein F. Lineage: Eukaryota; Metazoa; Chordata; Actinopteri; Perciformes; Serranidae. The record is from RefSeq and is a predicted model, not a curated record. Gene Ontology annotation, cellular component: endoplasmic reticulum lumen. Gene Ontology annotation, molecular function: oxidoreductase activity.